GUGAAGAGCCGUGGGGGUUAUUGUGCGGUCUGCCUUGCAGAUUAUAAAAUACGGUGAAAUAUCUGGAUGAAAAUUUCCCACGGCUCGCCAAUUGAUGAUUCUGCAUCUAUGUACCGACAGUAUAUACGUACUCAACUCGAGAUAUCUGGUACGAUUACCUCCCAGGCGAACAGUCCUUGAAGAAAAUAAAAAGCGGCGUCGAUCUGAGUGGUUUCCCGCCCUUCCAGCCACUCAGGGGCGACCAUUUAGGGGGCGCUGCUUCUCGGAGCCCCACGGGCCGCGUGUCCCUCCCACCACCACCAUCUGUUGUUUUCCCCUAUUACUGAGUCGGAGAAGGUAUUCAGGUCAUAUCUGAAGCUUUCUUGUCUU
Messenger RNA from Aspergillus pseudotamarii, 369 nucleotides. RefSeq lists its product as uncharacterized. The coding region runs from base 95 to 355 and encodes 86 amino acids. The transcript has a single exon. The record is from RefSeq and is a predicted model, not a curated record. Lineage: Eukaryota; Fungi; Ascomycota; Eurotiomycetes; Eurotiales; Aspergillaceae.